GUGACUGUUGCCUCAACAUUCAGUUGACAGUUGCUAACGUUAGAGUGUGAACGCGUGCGAUAAACUACCGCAGACGACGGCGAAGACGGACGCUUUUCAGUAGCUACCAAGCCUUUCAAUAAAAUUCUUUUUAGACAGAAGGGAAGACAGGGUCUUAAUUAGGGAAGACUCUUUGUCCCGCAGCUGUGAAAAAAAAAAAAUACAAAAACAAAUUAGUCACAAAAAUGGACAAAACAAAAGGUCAGAUCUCGACCAGACAUGGCGUCGUCAAACAAGGUGUUCUCUGGCAACAAAGUGAUAAACUUUUUUCAAAAUGGAAGGAGAGAUAUUUUAUUCUUACUCGUGAUCAUUUGUGUUGUCUGAAGAAAGGUGAAGGUGGUUUCAUUUGUGGUGAAACACUUUCUAAGAUAAAAUUAGAAGAUAUUAAAUCAUUAGAAUUUAUCACAAGAAUAACACAACAAACAAUUGAAAUGACUUUGGGUGGUGGUAGUGGUAAUGGUGGAUAUGGUGAAAACCAUCGUAUAUUAUUAAAGACAAAUGGAGAUCUAAGAGAAUGGUUUGAUAUAUUGAACGCAUGCUGCAAUAUCGCCAAACAGAGAAGAAAUCCACAAAGUCAUUAUAUUGAAGCUAUAAAAGCUAGAGGAAGGAAUUUGCGAAGGGAAAAGACUGAAAUAAGACAAAGUAGUAGUUCUUGUCAUAGUGAUGGAUUAAAAUUCAUCAACCUAUCCGAUCACCUGCCUCGUUUCUCCUUUCGAAGAACCAGCACAUCCCUCCAGAAACGACCUAGAAGUAAUUCAGCUUGUCCUUAUGGGCCAUUAGCCGAUAUAGAUUCAUUAACAAUUAAUGGCUUUGCUCUACGUAAGCCCGGAGGAAGUCUUCGUUCGAAAUUACGAAAUUACGACAAAAUCUAUCGAAAUUAUGACUCAGCGACCGACAAGGAAGACGACGACCAUGAGCUUAGUGAAAAUGUUUGCUAUCGAAUGAGUCGACUACAAUCAUAAUAAGUUAUAACGGUACAAGAGUAUUACCUAAUAAUGAAGGUAAAAAACAAAAACAAGACAAAGACAAAAAAAUAAACGAAAAAUAAAAUCCUUAAAACGAAAACACUCAUAAUAAUAACAUGAAAAAGCUUAUAAAGCAGAUCCUUGACAAAAAAUUGAAAACGUACACUUUUUUUUGUUAAGCUUGAGAAUCUAAAUUCAAACGAGGGAGUCGUUCAUCAAAAUGUAUCUAAAGGUAUAUACCUACCGACUAUCGUAAAACUUCCUCCCUUAACGGUACAGUAAAGUAAUAGUAUGCAGCAGUAAAACUAUCAUAAAUAGGAUUCACGGCUCCCUCCACCCUACUCCUACACACUGCCAUUCAAAAAGGACCUCUCUUAACUUAAAUAACACUUUAGGUGUGCAGAGCGAGUAAGUCCACUGUCGUCCAUGGGCCAAGUUGUCGCAUAAAUUUAACUUGGCCUAACCUUCGGAGUCCAAUAAUAGUGAAUAAAUUUACGAAAGGACAUUCGGGACGAUAUAUAUAUACAAAAAGGAUGAGAACAAAAAAUAAACAAAGAAAAAGUAAAAAUACAUAUUUAACCCUCCUUAUUACAUAUUCGAUUUAAUUCGUAUAAAUUGAGUCCUUUUGUUCAUUCAUCGCACAAGAAAAUGAGGAAAAAAAUAGGAAGAUGAGGGAAAAAAAGGACACUCUCAUUCAUCCGGAUGGAUGACAAAAACAUUCCAUUACAUGAUCUCAUCCUUAUCCACAAUUUAUUCUUCAUUCAUUUAAGGAUUCUCAAGGAAGUAAGCCAUUCAUUGUAUUGCCAGCUUUCCAUUUGCACUUAUACACACAAUCCCAUAAGAAGGAUAGAUACCAAACAAAUAAUAAGACGCGCGAGCAAAUAGAAUCUCGUAUCCAUGUCAGAAGCCAAGGAUUUAUUUAACACAAGUAAAAUUAAGUUAUUCAAGAAGAUGAAGAAAGUAAGGAAAAAAAGGACGAAAGAGGUCUAUUGUAAUUACAGGUAGUUCAUAAUUGAUUUCAAGGGAAUAAGCGUCCUAUCAACAACCCACCACCCAACCCACACUAUACACAAAGGAGACUCAAAUUUAUUGGUUUAUCAGGACGAAAAAUGAUUAUCAUUAGAUCCUGUUAGUGUGUAUAUAUCCUUGUGCCUGAUUUAAAUUCAAAUUGCACUGUCAAAUCAACAAAACACAAGUCACCCAGGAUCAAAAGGAUUAAUGUUAGAGAGCCUUGACAAGAGUAGGUUGUAUAAUGAAAAAUAGGCAGCGUCGCGGAAAAGUUAGAAAGAGCGAGGAUAACAAAAAAAAAAUUCAAAAUAAAUCGAAGCUUCUUAAUGAGCAACAACCCGCGAGGGAUACCUCUAUAAGCCUAGCAUCAAAUACCACCACACCACUACAAUGCCGCAUCAUCUAAAUUUGCAAUUUGUGCGACAAAAUGUCAAAAUUGGAAUCCUCAAACCCCAUCAUCAACCAACUACCAGAAGCCUCGUCGACACUGCCGCCGUUACCGCCACAGUGGUUGAAGUUGCCGAAUUGAGAUAAUAAUUUAUGCAAAAAGGAUGAAAUUUCGCGCGGAAAAGGACGACGAAAAAAAUCUUGAAAUAUGGAGAUGAGUUUGUUUUAUGAAGAUGGAGAGGGAAAGAGAUAGAAGCAGAAAGUGAAAACAACAAGGAUGUUCAUCUAAAUGCAAAUAGCUUAAAGGGAACUCUUUUUUUUUUGGUUUCUUAUUUAUUUCGUUUUUUUGGUGUGGUUUUUUGUUUUAUUUAAGGUUUUGUUGGUCUUUUUUGGUAUCAAAAGUGGGAUAAGGGGGGGUUAAAUUUUUGUGUUGAUAUAUUUAAAAAGAUAAAUGGUAAGAAAGCUUCUUUGAAUUUUAUUUUAUAUGGAAGUGUAAAUUAGGAAAUAAAAAUUGUGGCAA
Molecule: messenger RNA, 2919 nt
Organism: Episyrphus balteatus (marmalade hoverfly)
Lineage: Eukaryota; Metazoa; Arthropoda; Insecta; Diptera; Syrphidae
Exons: 5
Coding region: 225-1001 (258 amino acids)
Source: RefSeq, a predicted model, not a curated record